AUGCAGGCCGCCGCUGGAUCUGGCUCUCUGCGGCCAGGCUCGGACUCCCCACUGACAGACCUCGACAUGUCUCUCUUCGAUGCCGACGACUCUGAUCCAUCUGCCAACACUUCCGCUCGCUCUCUUGCCAGAGCUCUCAAUGAAUGCUCCGAAGCUCCUGACAAUGGAGAGGCCGGCGAUGAGGAGUCUAACAACAACGACUCUAACGACGACGAUGAUGGCGCUGCUGAGCUCUGGACUUGCAAUGAUGCAAUUGAGAGGCUUCACGUCGAAUUCUGGCAACACCACCCCAGCUGUGAGCCUGAGGAAGCUCCCUACAGCGGCGACAAUGUUUCUACCGGAUCUGAUCACCCUCAGUUCCACUUGUACGCGCGGAUCCAUGGCCUCAUUAACGAAUACUACGACGAGGUUGACCGCAACGGAGAGUCGAAUAUGAUUGGAAGAACGAAGGAUCAAGUUAAGAAGUCACUCGAAGCUUUCCACGCCAGCGGAUAUGGCGUAAACGGAAAGUAUUGGGCCAAGCUUCUCCCUGAUCAAGCUGAAGUGAUGCUCCCCCGCUUCAUUGAUCCCUGCGGCGACAUGGAUGGAGUCAUUGCUGGCUCCCUUGCAGCCAUGGGCUGUGGAUGGAUGCUAUCCAUUAACAGCAAGGGACGCAGAAACGACUCUGUCACGGUCAGAGAUGACGGCAAUGCUGCUGCCAGCGUCGCUUCCCAGGAUCCCUCUAUUACGCAGAGGGUGGAAACUCUCGAAGGAAACUUUGUGCUCUUACGCGACCAGGCAGUUGCAAAAGUGAAGAAACUUGAUGAAAAACUGGAGGAAUUGGACGAUUUGACCAGGAACCACCAGGCCGAUCUCGAGGAUCUCAAGUCGGUUGUGCGCAGCAUCGCAAAGAAGCGCCCCUUUGAACCCUCCGAUGCUGGAAGUCCGACCGCCAACUACACCAAGUUUUUCGGCGAGAAGAAGAAGAGCCGAUUUGCCUAA
Fusarium vanettenii 77-13-4 is the source of this 981-nucleotide messenger RNA. RefSeq lists its product as uncharacterized. NCBI's taxonomy places the organism in Eukaryota, Fungi, Ascomycota, Sordariomycetes, Hypocreales, Nectriaceae. The coding region runs from base 1 to 981 and encodes 326 amino acids. The record is from RefSeq and is a predicted model, not a curated record. The transcript has a single exon.